Messenger RNA from Dromaius novaehollandiae (emu), 1598 nucleotides. It is a transcript of the gene CNTF, whose product is annotated as ciliary neurotrophic factor. Bases 347 to 949 code for a protein of 200 amino acids. The record is from RefSeq and is a predicted model, not a curated record. NCBI's taxonomy places the organism in Eukaryota, Metazoa, Chordata, Aves, Casuariiformes, Dromaiidae. Gene Ontology annotation, biological process: negative regulation of neuron apoptotic process; positive regulation of cell population proliferation; ciliary neurotrophic factor-mediated signaling pathway. Gene Ontology annotation, molecular function: ciliary neurotrophic factor receptor binding; cytokine activity; growth factor activity. Gene Ontology annotation, cellular component: axon. The transcript is spliced from 2 exons.
UAGGCGGCCGCUAAUCUCCCCGUGCCGCUUUGCUGGGAGGGAGGAGCGCAGCGGAGCCGGGCCCGGCCGGCCGCUGCCGCCGGGAGAGGCUUGUUUUGGGCAAGGCGCUCGGCGAAGCGCGGGGGGAAUUAGCGAAAUAAUCUGUCGCUGUUGAUCCCAGAGGCGGGAAUUCGCAGCUUCAUGCCAGGCCCCGGGCUCGGAAGAGGGGGAGAGCCGGGCAGGCGGACGCGUGAGCGGAGAACUCUCUCGGCUGGAAUGCACCAGCUCAGCAAGGGAUUUUCCUCUCCGGGCCGGGGCACAGACGGCGCUGCGUGAUCCCGGCGGCCGGGCCAGCCGCCCGGGGGCCAUGGCGGCGGCGGAGACCCCCUCGGCCGCCCUCCGGCGCCGCGACCUCUGCAGCCGCGGCAUCCGCCUGGCCAGGAAGAUGCGCUCGGACGUCGCCGACCUCCUGGACGCCUACGUGGAGCGGCAGGGCCUGGACGCCUCGGCGAGCGUGGCGGCGCUGGACGGGGUGCCGGCGGCGGCGGCGGAGCGCUGGGGCGAGCAGACGGAGAGCCAGCGCCUCCUCGACAACCUGGCGGCCUACCGGGCUUUCCGGGCGCUGCUGACGGAGAUGCUGGAGGAGCAGCGGGAGCAGGCGGCCCCGGCGGACGCGGCCCUGCGCGAGGCCCUGGCUGCCGUCCUGCUCCAAGUCUCGGCCUUCGCCUACCACCUCGAGGAGCUGCUGCGGCUGGAGAGCCGCGGGCCCCCCGGCGAGGAGGGCGCCGGGCCCCCCGCCGGCCCCCGCCUCGGCCUCUUUGAGAGGAAGCUGCGGGGCCUGGGGGUGCUGCGGGAGCUGGCCCAGUGGGCCGUGAGGUCCACCCGCGACCUGCGGCAGCUCGCCAAGCCCGGCCCCGGCGGCGGCGGUGGUGGUGCCGCGGCCCCGGCCGGCCCAGCCGAGGGCCAGUGAAGCUGGCCGGGGGGCGGGGGGGGACAUCCAAGGGUCUUUUGCCGCCCUUAUGGGGUCUACGUAGAGCAGGUUUGGGGGGAGAUGGUCUAUGUGUGGUGGGGGGUGGCUGCCGCCCCCCCUUUUCCCGUGGGGGAAACUGAGGCACAGGCUGGCCCCCGCUGCGGGAGGGAGAGGAGAGCUGCCCCUGCUUCCCUCGCCCCCGUUUUCCUCCAAAAUCGGCUUUCCGCAGCCCGCUGCUGCCGCAGGAGAGGGGAACAGCGGCGGCUGCCAGACGGGACGUUUGCGGGAAGCCGUCACACCCCAGCGCUCGCUGUUGAACCUGCCGGACUCCGAAGAUGCUCCGACGCCCCUGCGCCGGGCUUUCUGGAUGGGGGUUCAAGCACGAGUGGAAAAAAACAUGGAUUUUUAAGUGAAAACGUCACCUGGUUAAAGGAGGCGUAGGAAUUGCCCCGGUAAAAAGCACCCCCCUCCCCGCCGGGAAGCUCGAGGAGGUUUUGCCCCCGUCGCACAGCCCCUUCUCUCCCCCUGCCGCAGCUCCGGCACGGCUUGGCCCGGCGCCUAUAACAUGGCCUUUUCCGCAUGUCGAAUCUCUGCUCUAACUGCUUUGCGCCUUUUUUUUUGCCGGGGGGGGGGGGGGAACAGGAGUGAA